CGAAAACAUAACUUGAAAUAUGUGUAAUAAAAAGUACUUAAUCUGAAACUUGUUACUUAAAAAACAAUAUAUAAAAAUGAUUCCGGGAUACGGUCCAGUGACGCAAGCCCUUUUAGGGACACUAUUCACGUGGGGACUUACUGCUGCGGGAGCCGGUUGUGUGUUUUUUAUACGAGGAAAACACAGAAAACUACUAGAUGUGUCGCUCGGUUUUGCUGCUGGUGUUAUGACAGCUGCUUCGUAUUGGUCUCUGCUAGAGCCAGCUAUUGAGAUGUGUGAAACCUCUGGCUUAUAUGGAGAUAAAGGACAGUAUGCGUUUGCCCCAGUCGCAGUGGGCUUUUUGUUUGGGGCUAUAUUUGUGUAUGGAACUGACAAAUUUUUGGAUUAUCUGGGCCUAAAUUCAACAAAUAUGAUGAUGACAAUUACAAAAACCAAGGAUUCAAAGGAGAAACUCGAAGACUUAGAAAUGAUGACAGCUCUCAGGCGGCCAUCGCACCCCACACUGGUGACGAUGGAGCAGCCCGCGGAAUUCGCAGACUUCAUCACGAACCAGCACACCGCUCAGAGGCGGCGUGGUCACCAUCACUCGCAGAACUCAUUGAAAACUGAGGGUGGUGAGGGCGACAGUCGUGAUAGUGCAGCUCGGGCGCUGGAGGCGCGCCAGUCGCAAUGGAAGCGAAUAAUGCUCCUCGUGGUCGCGAUCACGGUCCACAACAUACCGGAGGGACUGGCCGUGGGCGUGGGCUUCGGAGCCGCAGCCUCGUCCUCUGCGGCCUCCUUCCAUAGCGCGAGAAACUUGGCGCUUGGGAUUGGCAUCCAGAAUUUCCCAGAAGGCCUCGCAGUCAGCCUACCACUGCAGUCUGCCGGGUUCUCUGUCUGGAGAGCGUUCUGGUAUGGGCAGUUAUCGGGUAUGGUGGAGCCAGUUUUCGGCGUGCUGGGCGCAGUAGCGGUGGCGGCCGCUCAGCCCGCGCUACCGUACGCGCUGGCGUUCGCGGCGGGCGCCAUGAUAUAUGUCGUCGCCGAUGACAUUAUUCCAGAGGCUAAUGCAUCUGGGAACGGCAAGCUGGCGACGUGGGGCUGCAUCAUCGGCUUCAUGGUCAUGAUGUGUCUGGACGUAGGGCUCGGCUAACUGGCUCCCGCAUCGUGCCUUCAUCUCGCCCACACUCAGCAUACAAAGCUUAGUCCCCUGUCGCAUCGAUCAAUAUAUUCCUCGUGAAACUGCCAAAAAGCUAUGCGGCACGGUUCUAAACACCCAUUUAAUAAACAUGGCCAAUCCGAGUACAAACAGCUGAUUAAAGAACGGCUAUCGAAGAUUGAAAUAUGGAUUGAGGUAAGCAACUUCAUGCCCGAUUGAGAGCUUUAAAUAAUUAUUUAUGAAUAGACCUAUCCAUAUAUUGAUUUACACAUUUUGGCGAGAGUAGCACUUAUUGCGGUCGUUUAAUCGCUUUGGCAGCUGUUUGUUGUACGAAUUCGCUGUAAACAGUAAAUUUAAUAUGCAUUGUUCUAGUUUAUGUAAAUCUGUAAAUAUCUAAGACUGUAUACAUAGGCCUUUACGUAGUAUAUAUCGCACAGUUCCUCUUGCACAAGGAGGUUAUGUUUCUGUGAGUGAAUAAUGAAUGAAGGCAAGUUGUACCUAUACAUGCGACUAUGGCUCUUGAUAACGGUAAAUAGAUCACUUUAAUAUUUUAAGUAAUUAAUUUAAAAAUAUAAUUUUUAGUUACAAUUUAUAAAUAGGUGAACAAUUCGAUUUCUGUUUAGAUUUAUUAAGAAACAAGAUUAACAAAACUUGGAAAAAUAAUGCUCAAAGCUAUAAUCAAAUAUUAUUUAUGAAAAUAUGAACCUUUUAGUGAAAUCUAAUACGAGUAAUAAAUGGAGAUAAAGACCUAGCGUCUUAAUUUCCGAGUAAUCAGAGGUUUGAUGUGAAAUUUCUUAAAAAGACAAUAUUUGAUUCUAUUAGAUUUAAGUAAUGAAUGUAAUAUAUAUUGUAAGUCAAUUAAUAUUAAAAAUAAUUUUUUAU
Messenger RNA from Melitaea cinxia (Glanville fritillary), 2017 nucleotides. It is a transcript of the gene Zip48C, whose product is annotated as zinc transporter ZIP11. Bases 77 to 1129 code for a protein of 350 amino acids. Gene Ontology annotation, biological process: zinc ion transmembrane transport. Gene Ontology annotation, molecular function: zinc ion transmembrane transporter activity. Gene Ontology annotation, cellular component: membrane. NCBI's taxonomy places the organism in Eukaryota, Metazoa, Arthropoda, Insecta, Lepidoptera, Nymphalidae. The transcript is spliced from 7 exons. The record is from RefSeq and is a predicted model, not a curated record.